This is a messenger RNA of Solanum tuberosum (potato), 956 nucleotides long. RefSeq names its product serine/threonine-protein kinase STY46-like. The transcript has 6 exons. Gene Ontology annotation, molecular function: protein serine/threonine kinase activity; ATP binding. The record is from RefSeq and is a predicted model, not a curated record. Gene Ontology annotation, cellular component: plasma membrane. Gene Ontology annotation, biological process: protein phosphorylation. Lineage: Eukaryota; Viridiplantae; Streptophyta; Magnoliopsida; Solanales; Solanaceae. Bases 1 to 936 code for a protein of 311 amino acids.
AUGGAGAAAGAAGAAUGGGAAUUGAAUCCUAAAAAACUCAGAGUCAAAAAACUCAUUGGCUAUGGAGGUUUUGGAUUAGUUUACGCAGGUGUUUAUGAUGGAAAAAAAGUCGCUGUUAAAAUAUUUGAUUUGGGAGAUGAAAAGAAGAAUUCAUCAGUAGAAUUGAUGGAAGAGGUAUUCAUGCAAGAAGUUUCUAUUUGGAGCACUCUUGAACACUCCAAUAUUGCCAAGUUUAUUGGAGCUAUAAAAAAGAAUGAUAUGUCAAAAAUAAAAAUGAAAUGUCAAAAAGGCUCAGUAAAUGGAUGUUGCAUUGUUGUGGAAUAUGUUGGUGGAGGAACUCUUACAUCCUAUCUUUCAAAAUACACAAUGAAGAAUAAGUUACCUUUGGAUACUAUUCUUCAACUUGCAAUCGAUGUUGCUAAAGGAUUAAGUUACCUUCAUUCAGAAAAGAUUGCUCAUAGAGAUGUGAAGACUGAAAAUUUACUUCUUGACAAAACUGGAAGAGUGAAGAUAAUUGAUUUUGGAAUAUCAAGUCAUUUUUUUUCUCUUGGCUUGAAUUAUCCCCCUAUGAUGGUUGGAACAACUGGAACUAUCGGUUACAUGGCUCCUGAGGUUUUGAGCGAAGUGUCGUAUGAUCACAAGUGUGAUGUCUAUAGCUUUGGAAUUUGCUUGUGGGAAAUGUACACUUGUUUAGAUCCAUAUCCUGAACACAUUUCUCGUAGUAAAAUCUCAAAUCAAAUUUAUAUGUUGUUUUGGAAAUUUCAGGAUCGAAGGCCUGAGAUACCAAAAUGUUGUCCAACAGCAUUAUCAGAUAUAAUGCAAAAAUGUUGGGAUGCAAAGCCACAAAACAGGCCAGAGAUGAAGGAAGUGUUGCAAAUGUUACAAGACAUUCAGACAAGUACAGGAAAACGAAAGCACAUGUUUUGCUUUGCCUAGAAAAACAUAUUACCAGAGGA